AUGGGCACUCUUGUCAAGAAAGCAUGGUGGACGUGGCCUGAAAACUUUCAUUCUCCACUGGUAUUUUACAUGGAAGAAGAGCUAGGGAAGCWUGUAAUUGAUCAUGGAGAUAAAUACCUUCGUUCUAUGGAGGUGCAUAGCCCCACCCUAAUUCAGGUGGAGCCAUGGUUCACAGCCACAAGCCAGACUCAAGUUACCGUCAUUGGGCCACAUGGAGCAAGACAGUGGUUGCUGGAUAUGAUCCGGAGUGUGGGGAGCCAGAAUUCUUGCUGCCGGGCUCAAGGCCUGGAGAUGUUGAGGUGUGUCCAGAGCUGGCCCCUGACUGAUCAUGACUGUCACCACAUGAUGGAACCAGAUACCUGGAGUCUAUUAUUGGCCACCAGAAUGAGUGGGACCAUCUCCCUUGAGGUUCCUCAGGGUUCCCCUUACCAAUUGCAUGGUGAUUUGGGGUUGCAUCGGAGUUAG
Messenger RNA from Urocitellus parryii (Arctic ground squirrel), 465 nucleotides. NCBI's taxonomy places the organism in Eukaryota, Metazoa, Chordata, Mammalia, Rodentia, Sciuridae. The record is from RefSeq and is a predicted model, not a curated record.